Molecule: messenger RNA, 1017 nt
Organism: Cylas formicarius (sweet potato weevil)
Lineage: Eukaryota; Metazoa; Arthropoda; Insecta; Coleoptera; Brentidae
Product: mpv17-like protein
Exons: 4
Coding region: 299-877 (192 amino acids)
Cellular component (GO): membrane; cytoplasm
Source: RefSeq, a predicted model, not a curated record
GUUCAGAUAGUUACUUUUAAAAAACUAAAUUACCCGAAAGUGUGGUAUUAAUACGAAUGUUGUUAAUGACAUUAAUAUGAUGUUACUGGUAGCCAGACCAAACGUGUGGUGAAAAGUAGAAAGAAAUGUUUAACGACCUUCAAAAAUAAGCGACAUUUCAAACUCUGCAAGCAUUACCAAAAGUAAUCUCGGCGUCAAGGUCAUACAAAUCGCAAUUGUAUCUCUCAUCUAUGGCAAUUAAGUAACCACGGAUUUCGGAGUGCCACUUAUUUUUUUAUUCGUAUGGAAUUUACUUAUAAUGGCAUCAGUCUUGUCGAGGAUGGUGGCUUUUACUAGCAAACAUCCAGUGAUUAGGGGUAUGAUUUCAUACGGAGCGCUUUGGCCGACCUCUUCUAUUAUACAACAAACCAUAUCAGGAAAAAGUAUCGAAAAUUAUGAUUGGAUGCAAGCUUUAAGAUUCAGUUUAUAUGGGGGCUUAUUCACUGCACCCACGUUAUACGCCUGGAUAAGAAUUUCGUCCAAACUUUGGCCAACUACAAGUUUAAAAACUUCCAUAACGAAAGCUAUUGUAGAACAAAUGACUUAUGGUCCCGCCGCUUUAAUAUGUUUCUUCUUCGGGAUGAGCAUUAUGUCGGGGAAAACCAUAGAUGAAUCAAAAAACGAAGUAAAAACUAAAUUAUAUCCCACGUGGAAAGUGGGUAUAUGUGUAUGGCCAGUCCUUCAAACGAUUAACUUUAUGUACGUUAAGGAGAAAAACAGAGUGCCUUUUGUUAGUUUAUGCAGUUUGGUAUGGUGCUGCUUUCUAGCUUACAUGUACGAACUUGAACUAACUCAACAACGAAAUCUAUCCGUCACUAAAAGGGACGUUUUAAGUUAGUUUACAUAGCAAAUUAUUUAUCUAUAAAUAUAUUGAAAUUGUAGAAAAUUGUUCCUAUUAAAAUAAUUUAAGCAGUACGAAAUAACUUUUUAGCUUUUUACAAUAGCGCGAGAAGAGCCGAAAUUUUUGGAAACAAUAUA